Messenger RNA from Corvus hawaiiensis (hawaiian crow), 3228 nucleotides. It is a transcript of the gene MCAM, whose product is annotated as melanoma cell adhesion molecule. Lineage: Eukaryota; Metazoa; Chordata; Aves; Passeriformes; Corvidae. Gene Ontology annotation, cellular component: plasma membrane. The transcript has 15 exons. Bases 171 to 2015 code for a protein of 614 amino acids. The record is from RefSeq and is a predicted model, not a curated record. Gene Ontology annotation, biological process: angiogenesis.
GCGACGGCGGCACCCGCCCGGCUGCUGCUGGGGGUGAUAAGCAGCUGCGGGCGGUGGGCAGGCACCGCGCCUUCCUCCUCCUCCUCCUCCACCUCCUCCUCUCCUCCUCCUCCUCCUCCGCCUGACGUCAGCCCACGGCCCCGCUCAGUCUCGGGCGGCCGGCGGCGGGCAUGGCUGGGGGGCGGUGGCCGGCGGGGCUCGCCCUGGGCUGGGGCUGCUGCCUCCUGCUCUGCUGCGCUGCAGCCAGCAAGCUGGAGAUCUCCAUGCCAGCUGUGGUGGAAGUGGAGAUCGGGGGCACAGCCAGGAUCGAGUGCAACUUCUACAUCCCUGAAAAUGCUUCCUACACCUACAUCGACUGGUUCUACAUGGACCGCAGCAACAGGCAGGUGAGGCUGUACCACGUCACGGCCAGCGGCGUCCUGGAGGAUGACACGGACUACAAGGGGCGGCUGUCACUGGAGGAGGGCAAGGCCCUGUCUAUCAGCUCAGUGACGGUGCAGGACGCCAGGACCUUCAUGUGCCAGGUGGGAGCUGGCAGCUAUGGCAUGGGCGAGAGCAGCACCGAGCUCAGAGUCUACAAGGUCCCCAAAACCCCUGAGAUUGAGCCCAGCUCAGGAGGCAUCUCCGUGAGGAGCAAUGAGGUCCCAGAGAUUGCCAAGUGCUUGAGCAGAAACAGCUUCCCACCUCCUAACAUCACAUGGCACAAGAACGGGGAGCAGCUGCACCCCAAGGAGAACCAGGUGAUGAUGCAGUCGACGCUGACGCGCGAGUCGAGCGGGCUGUACACGGUGAGCAGCGUGCUGUACGCGCCCGUCACGCGCGAGGACCGCCACUCCCGCUACCACUGCACCGUGCACUACUGGCUGCGGGGACAGCAGCACGCCCUGGAGUCACAGGAGGUCAAGCUCAACAUCUUCUACUCCACCAAGCACUUGAAGAUGCAGGUGGUGUCGUCCUCGGCGCUGGUGAAGGAAGGGGACAAUGUGACGCUGGUCUGCGAGGCUGAUGGGAACCCACCGCCUGUCUUCAGCUUCUUUAAGAAAAACCUGGAUGAGUGGCAGGAUCUGUCGUCGCCAGAGUCCGACGGCGGGGUCCUGAACCUGCACGACGUGAACAAGAGCAGCAGUGGCACGUACAGGUGCCAGUCACUGGACCUGGAUGAUUUGUCACAGAAAGAGGAGGAUGUGGAUCUUGUUGUGAACUACAUUGAAGGGGUCCGUGUGAAGAUGGAGCCAUCUUCAAACCUUCGCGAAGGGGAUGACGUGAAGCUGAGCUGUGAUGCCCACAGCCCCGUGGCCCUGAAUUACCAGUGGAGUGAUGGGAAGGGCGAGAAGGUGGGGGAAGGGAACCAGCUCGUCCUGAGGAACCUCACCUUUGAAACCUCCAAAACCUUCAGCUGCAAGGUGAUGGCCCCGAGCGUGCCAGGGCUGGAGCAGAGCAAGCAGGUGUUCGUGACUGUUGAGGGGAAGCCGCGGAUCGUGGCCAUCAGCUCCCCGCUGUACGUGCGGCAGGACGAGGUGGUCAACCUGACUUGCAAGGCCAUCGCCUUCCCCCGUCCCACCGUCCAGUGGAGCAUCAACGGCACGGCUCACGAGUACAUGGACAACCAGCACAUCGCCAGCAACCUGACGGUGCGGGUGAGCCACGACCUGCUGCAGGCGGGAGCCAAGUGCCGGGUGUCCAACACGCUGGGUGUCAGUGAGAAGCACAUCCAGCUGGUGGAUCAAAAGUCAACAGCAGAGAGCCAAGGGGUGAUCAUCGUGGCCAUCAUCGUGGCCAUCCUCGUGGUGGCCGUGCUGGGCGCUGUCAUCUACUUCCUGCACAAGAAAGGCAAGAUCCCGUGUGGCCGCGCCGGGAAGCAGGACAUCACAAAGCCAGAGGCCCGUAAAGACAAGAUUGUAGUUGAAGUUAAGUCAGAUAAACUUUCCGAAGAGGCGGGGCUCCUGCAGGGCGCCAACGGCGAGAAGAGAGCCGCAGCUGACCAGAGCGAGAAAUACAUCGAUCUGAGAAACUAGAGAGGAAACCUACUAAGUGCUUUCUUCCUUCGAACCUUUCCUGCUCUUGGAUUGCCUUCUCCCACCCCUGCUCCAGCCCCUGGGGAGCACGGCCAGAGCCCACCCGUGUGUCACCAUGCUGGGCGUGCAGGGGCCACCUCCCUGCCUCACCUGGCCAUUACCUCAGCCCUGGGCUUGCAGGUGUUGCCUUAGCAGCAAAGCUGGACUCGCUUUACUACUCCAGAGAAGCCACAGCAAUAUUAGGAAGAAGUAUCCCAUUAAUCCCUACUUGGUGGAAGGAUUUGAGGCUCUUUCAGGUAAUCUGUUCUGUACAGGUGUGGGAAGGUUUUGAUGUGUUUUUUUUUUUACCCCGACCUUGCUCAGAGAGGCUGGUGAAAUUGGCUUUUGGGAUGUCUGAGGCACCUUAGCUGUAGUGGAGUGCAGGUUCGAGGAGAGAGGAGUGGAAGAGGGGGUUUGUUAGAGAGCUGGUGAGUUGCUGAGAGGUUUUUGGUGCUUUGCUUUGCCUUUGAACUGUUCUGAGUCAGUUUAGCCCCGUGUAUCCCAGCGGGGCUGUGAUCCCGUGGGAGGAGAGGACCUGGCAGAGCAAGGAAGGGGCGCCAGUCUCCAGAAAGGCUUUAGGGUGUCUGGUUCGGAGCUGUGCUGACCCGAGGGGCAGGGCUCCCCUCUCCCCUCUGAACUGGGUUUAUUUUAGGGACGCUGCACAGCUGCUGCACCAGCAGGUCCCAGAGCUCCCACAGAUUUCAAAUCAACAUUAGCCAGAGCCAGUCAGUGACGUCUCAGGGGUUUUUUUGUGCUCAGCCAUUGCCAGCCCCAGGUCCAACUCCCCUCUGUGCUUCAGUGGCACCUCUGGCCCCACGCUGGGGGGGGGGCACGGGCAAGAACCUGCCUUGAGCUUCUGUCCCAGCCCUCCCCUGCCUCACCCCAGAGGGCUCAGCCCCUCCAGCCUCUCAACCACGGCCUCUGAGCUCUGCUGGCCACAAGCCUUUGUCCUCUGGGUGCCCCAGCGCUGUCCCCAGCACAGCCCUGACCAGAGGGGAGCCGUCCCCACCUGCUACACGUGGUGUCCAAGCAAAAGCUUUGGUUUAUAUAUAUUUUUGUUGGAUUGUGUGUAUAUUUCCAGGAGUUUUGUUUGGUUUGGUUUAUUUUUUUUUUUGUCCAAUACUUGCAAGGUUUUUUUUAUAUAUGUGAAAAUAAAGUACGGAUUCAAAGCUGA